GAAAACCGAAGCCUAGGGUUUGCACUCUAUUCUGCUGCUAAAGCAAUCUUCCCCAGGCCUUCAAACGCGUAGAGCUUUGGAAAACAGAAAUAAUGACGACAGUCGUACCUAUCUCUGAGGAAGAUCCAGCGCUUGCUGUUGUCCGCUUCACCUCCGAGCUCGCCUGGGCUGAUGCUGGUGCCGAGGUUGCAGAGCCACAAGUUAAUAGGCUAUACGUGGAGGCCCAAGAAUGCAUGGUUAUGGGCAGAUGGUUGGAUUUGACCUCCUUGAUUCUCACUUCAGCUGACUUGAUAUUCUCAAAGGUUUCUGAGAAAGACCUUGAAUGCAUCUUUACAGUAAUCUGCAAUCUUGUUAUAAAGCCUGAAAGUCCAGAUGAAUCACUCGAGAUAUCAAAACUUAUAUCAACAAAGAUCACGCAGCAACCAGAUGACAGGCCUGCAUUGCGCUUAAAGAUCUUGUUCAAUCUCUAUAAUCUGCUGGAGAACCCGUACAGCCGUUUCCAUGUAUACAUGAAAGCCCUUAAUCUUGCAGUUAGUGGGAAAGUCACUGAGUAUAUCGUACCUUCUUUCAAAAUGAUCGAAAGUUUCUUGAAAGAGUGGAAUAUUGGGGUCCAAGACCAAAGAGAACUCUUUAUCAGCAUUGCUAAUGUACUGAAAGAAAACAAAAGCUCAGCAAGAGAAUCAUUUAAGUUCUUGACAAAGUAUUUAGCGACUUUCUCCGGUGAGGAUGCCUAUACUAUGAGUGAAGCUAAGGAGGAAGCUGUGCGGACAAUAAUAGAAUUUGUGAAGGCACCGGAAAUGUUUCAGUGUGAUUUGUUAGAUAUGCCAGCUGUUGGACAAUUAGAGAAAGAUGCAAAAUAUGCAUUGGUGUAUCAACUUCUUAAGAUAUUUCUGCCCCAGAGGCUUGACGCCUACCUGGAAUUUCAAGCUGCAAAUUCUACCUUGCUGAAAAGUUAUGGUCUUGUUCAUGAAGACUGUAUAGCGAAGAUGAGGUUGAUAUCAUUGGUGGAUCUUGCCUCUGAUGAAUCUGGUGAAAUUCCAUAUGCCCUUAUCAGAGACACACUACGGAUCAAUGAUGACGAGGUGGAAUUGUGGGUUGUAAAGGCAAUAACUGCAAAAUUGAUUGAUUGUAAAAUGGACCAGAUGAAUCAGGUUGUGGUUGUCAGUCGGUGUACUGAGCGCGCAUUUGGACAAAAGCAAUGGCUAGCUCUGCGAGGAAAGUUAGCAACAUGGAGGGGUAAUAUUGCGAAUGUCAUCAGCACUAUUCAAGCAAACAAGAUAACUGAAGAUAGUGCCCAAGCAGUUCAAGGAUUGAUGAUUCGUUAAGAAAUUUUUGUGGAAGAUAUUAAUGCAGACAUUAGGUCCAUCUUUGCGAUGUAUGAUUGAGAGUGCAAUACUUGUUCACCAUUUAAGUUCAAUCGUAAUCCAAGUUUUAUUUGGAAAAGUUUUGACAGUGAUUAUAGUCAUUUUGAUUCACAUUUAUUUAUCAAUCUACCCCUUU
Carica papaya (papaya) is the source of this 1500-nucleotide messenger RNA. RefSeq lists its product as uncharacterized. Lineage: Eukaryota; Viridiplantae; Streptophyta; Magnoliopsida; Brassicales; Caricaceae. Gene Ontology annotation, molecular function: translation initiation factor activity. Gene Ontology annotation, biological process: cytoplasmic translational initiation. The record is from RefSeq and is a predicted model, not a curated record. Gene Ontology annotation, cellular component: eukaryotic translation initiation factor 3 complex; cytoplasm.